AUGAGUAACGUUGUAAUUACAUCCAGUACAUUUGUGCGGCAUCUCUCCCGCUCCACACUUCGCAAAUUAGCAGAUUUCCUGGAUCCAGGUGAUACAUGGAAGAGGGUUUUGGAGGAAAUACACAAACCAUCGGGCGAACCUCGGUACACCCAGCUUCAUCUAAGACGGUUUGAGGGAUUGGUGGCUCAAGGGAAAAGUCCUACGAUUGAGCUGCUGUAUGACUGGGGGACUACCAACUGCACUGUGGGAGAACUUGUAGACAUUCUCUUGAAACACCAGUUGUUUGCCCCAGCAAGUGUCUUACUGCCAGAUGUAUGUACAAACCACAAAGCAAAGGUGCAUCAUGCUUCUCCGAGCCACCAGGAGACGGCGCAGCACCCAGGACCACUGGUUCUACAAAAAGGAGAGGAAGAGACACCUCUACCUGACAGCACCACAGAUCCAGAGGAGCACUCAGAGCUUAGUGACACGGGAUUUCUUAGGUUUACCUAUCAGGAGCUAAUGAAGAUUACUGGGAACUGGGAUGAACGGCCAGUAUCACAGGGAGGAUGCAGACUCGGAGAGGGUGGCUUUGGAAUUGUGUUUAAAGGCAUCCGCAGAGAUACAUACGUAGCGGUGAAGAAACUCCAUGCAAUGGAUGACAUCUCUCCUGAGGAACUAAAGAAUCAGUUCAGUCAAGAGAUUCAGACCCUGAUGGCAUUGAAACAUGAGAAUCUGGUUAAUAUGGUCGGGUUCUCUAGCGAUGGACAACAUCCUUGCUUAGUGUAUGCUUACAUGCCCAAUGGCUCAUUGCUCGAUCGCCUUGCCUGUCUGGAGGGAAGCCCACCUCUGUCUUGGCGUAAAAGGUGUGAAAUUGCUGUGGGAACAGCAAAGGGCUUGGAAUACCUACAUUGCAACCACCAUGUGCAUCGUGAUGUGAAGAGUGGAAACAUCUUGCUGGACAAAAUGUUUGUCCCAAAGAUCUCAGAUUUUGGUUUGACCCGCGCCUCAGCCAAACGCUCCUCUUCAACUGUGAUGACAGAGAGAAUCGUUGGGACCACAGCUUACAUGGCACCAGAGGCUCUGAGAGGGGAGAUCACCCCUAAAUCUGAUAUCUUCAGUUUCGGAGUGGUGUUGUUAGAAAUAAUAUCUGGCCUCCCACCCGUGGAUGAAAACCGUGAUCCACAGCUCCUGAUGGAGAUGAGGGAUGAAAUAGAUGAAGAAGAGAUGUCUCUGGAGGAGUUUGUUGAUAAGAAAAUGGGGGACUGGAACUUUACAGCCAUAGAAAAGAUUUACAGUGUUGCCAGCCAAUGUCUGAAUGACAAGAAGAACAGAAGACCACUCAUAAAAGAGGUACAGGAAUUGUCAACAGUCAAGAGUCUUACGGCAGAACUGAUUCCUGUAACAUAUCAAAUACAUAUUUGACCGUGGAUUGGUUGCAUUAGGAC
Chanos chanos (milkfish) is the source of this 1427-nucleotide messenger RNA. RefSeq names its product interleukin-1 receptor-associated kinase 4 (gene irak4). The transcript is spliced from 11 exons. Gene Ontology annotation, molecular function: protein serine/threonine kinase activity; magnesium ion binding; ATP binding. The coding region runs from base 1 to 1404 and encodes 467 amino acids. The record is from RefSeq and is a predicted model, not a curated record. Lineage: Eukaryota; Metazoa; Chordata; Actinopteri; Gonorynchiformes; Chanidae. Gene Ontology annotation, biological process: protein phosphorylation; signal transduction.